UUUAAACUUGGUGCGCUUCAGACGUUGUAAACGGGCAAUAAUAAUAAGUAAAAAUAUUGAAAUAUUGCAUUGAAGUGAAUUAAUAAAAUUGUAUAAAAAAAAUUUUAACGCACAAAUGCAGUUUUUAAAAUAAGCUAAAUAACAUCGGAUCAAAAAAAAAAAAAUAAAUAUAAACAAAAUUUUUAAAAAUUAUUGAAUUUAAAUUUUAAAAGCAAGUGAUUUUUUUUUUGCUAAAAAAAAAAUUAUCACCAAAAAGCCAUUGUACAUUAAUAAUGGCUUUACAACAAUUAAAUUUAUUAAAGUGUUAUUGUUUUUAAAAACAAUUAAACAAAAAAAACAUUAACAAAAAAUAUUUAUUUGUGUCUAAAUUUGUGUGUGAAAAGGUUAAAGAACCUUAAUUUUUUUAAUAAAAACAACAACAAAAAUUCCAUACCAUCAUCACACUUGAUUAAUAACAGAGAACAAAUAAAAACAACAACCAACUUGGCUGUUUCAAAACAUAAACAAACAGCAACAACAACAACUAAACUACAGCAAAAUAUUAAAUACUCAUCUGAAUACAUUGUGAAAUUGAAAUAAAAACAACAGCAAAAAACUACAGAAACAAACGGAGAAAAGAAAGGAUUACCAUCUCGUUGUUUUUGCGUGGUGUUUGUGUGUAACUGGAUUAUUUCCUGUUUCCCAUCAUCUUUCAAAUUUGUUUUUUAAUUUUUUUUAAUCAUCUUUUAAAAAAAAGCCAGCCUCCUCAUGAAAUGUAAAAGUUGGUCUAAUAAAAUCAACAAUUUUGUUGUGCGCCGAUUAAAGUCCAUUAAGAGUAACGGUCCACAGCAGCAGCCCACUAGUUCAAAUUGUACCACUACCAACAACGCUCAGCAGCAGCAGCAGCAACAACAACAGCAACAAUAUUUAACAAAUUGCUGCAGCAGCACAAUGCCAGCAAUGCCCAAAGAAAAAGCCACAGCAGUAUCAUUAACCGAAAAUAAUUUUAGUGAAUUAAAAUACAAAGAAUUAGCCACAUCCGCCGCUGUAGUUGCCGCUACCGCCGCCUCAGCAGCGGCUGCCGCCAUGGCUUCAACCGCCACGGCUCCCUCACCUGUUGUUAGCUCAUCACCCAUGUCAACUGCUGGCGUUGGUGGUGCAGCCACAUUACGUCAACAAAAUUCCUCCUCAUCAUCCUCCUCCUCCGUCUCAUCACUACAUCAGCAUCAUCAUAAUCAUCAGCACCAACAGCAGCGUAAUUUAUGCGGUUGUGGUAAUGCAUCUGCAACAGAAGUUACUAUGAGAACUAAAUAUAUGACUAAUGGACACUCUUCACCUCUAGCAGCAGCUAUGGCUGGUGGACAAAAUUCCAACAGCUCGCACUCACCCUCCUCUUCACCACAUCGUUUGUCCACAGCCUCCACAGUCAGCGGUCUGAGCAGUAAUAGUAGCACCUGCUGUCGCAUACGCUACAAUCAAACAACUACUACUGCAUCAGCAGCAGCAGCAGCAACAAAUGGUGGCUCAAAUAAUACGGAAUUUGCCACAACACCACCACCCUCAUAUACCUUGUCAACUUCCUCGUUAUCCUCUGCCGCUUCCGCCUCAACAAAUACCUUAAAUCCAAAUAGUUCAACACCACCGCCCUUAGCCGUUACACCACCAAAGAAAUCACCCAAAGAUUUUAUAUUUGGCAAAUUCAUUGGCGAGGGCAGCUUUAGUAAUGUCUAUUUGGGUGUCGAUAUAAAUACGAAACGUGAAUAUGCAAUUAAAGUCUGUGAGAAACGCCAAAUUUUACGCGAACACAAACAGGAGUACAUACGCCGCGAACGUGAGGUCAUGCACAUGAUGACCAAUGUACCCGGCUUUGUUAAUCUCUCCUGCACGUUCCAGGAUUCACGUUCGUUGUAUUUUGUUAUGACCUAUGCCAAAAAUGGUGAUCUUUUGCCGUACAUCAAUAAAGUUGGUUCCUUCGAUGUUGACUCAACACGCCACUAUGCUGCCGAAUUAGUAUUAGCCUGCGAACAAAUGCAUCGACGCAAUAUUGUGCAUCGUGAUUUGAAGCCCGAAAACAUCUUACUAGACGAAGAUAUGCACACUUUAAUAGCGGACUUUGGUUCGGUAAAAAUCCUCACCAACGAGGAAAGACAACAGGUGAAUGCAUUUUUGCUAUCGGGUGGCAUAGAUCUAGCCAAAAAGGCACGCAGCCAAUCGGGUGGCAGUAUAGGUGGUGGCCUGGGUGUGGGCGACUAUGACGAUGAUGUUUUGGAUAGUCAAAAUGAAGAUGACGAUGAUAAUGACUCCUCGAAUUCUUCGAAUGAUACGGGUAGUGGUGGUGAUGAUGUUGAUUCACCGCGUGGCAGGAGACAACAGCCACGUUAUCACCGCAAGAGACGUGGUAGUUUUGUGGGCACAGCCCAGUAUGUUUCGCCUGAAGUAUUGCAAAAUGCUCCUAUUACCCCUGCAGCAGAUUUGUGGGCCUUGGGUUGCAUUAUCUAUCAAAUGAUGUCGGGCCUGCCGCCCUUCCGCGGUGCCAAUGAUUAUGUUAUAUUCAAGGAAAUCAUUGCCUGCAAUUUAGAUUUUCCCCAGGGUUUCGACAAAGAUGCCGAGGAUCUAGUCAAAAAGUUGUUGAAACUUAAUCCAGCCGAACGUUUGGGUGCCCAAGACUUAAGCGGACGUUACGAAAGUAUACGUUCUCAUCCCUUCUUCAAGAACAUUGAUUUCGAUGAUGUUAGACAACAGAUUCCACCACCCAUAUCACCCUUUUUGCCCGAUCUUAUCAAAGAAGAGGAGGAAUUCAAAAUCUGUGAGAAUUUGGAACCGGGCCUAGAUGAAAAACAAAUGACCCGUUUGUUGGGCAUGGAAUUGGGCUGUAUAAGCGAUGAUGAUGUUAGCGACAAGAAAAAGACUGUAAACAAUAAAACCCCCAAAACUGUAACAAGAUCCUCCAACUCCUGCUCCUCCAAUUCAUCCAGCAAUUAUAGCACACAAAAAUCUGCCAAGAAUAGUUUUGAUUUAACGGAUGCCGAGAAGCAUAAACGUUUGGAAUUGCAAAAAUCCGAUAAAUGGCAUGCCUUUGCCGAGGGAGAGGUUAUAUUGAAAAAGGGUUUCAUUAACAAACGCAAAGGUCUGUUUGCACGCCGGCGCAUGUUUUUGCUAACCACUGGCCCCCGGCUAAUUUACAUUGAUCCUGUGCAAAUGGUUAAAAAGGGCGAAAUACCCUGGAGUCCCGAACUAAGAGCUGAAGCCAAAAAUUUCAAAAUCUUUUUUGUUCAUACGCCAAAUCGUACCUAUUAUUUGGAUGAUCCCGAAGGUUUUGGUCUCGAAUGGGUGGCGGCUAUUGAAAAAAUGCACACUCUUACCUACCGCGAACAAAUCAAUACCUCAACGUCAAACACAGCUGGACUAACAGCCACUGCAAACUCCAAUAGAACGACAAUUCAAACUUCCUGCUCACCCUCGAUAACAAAAACUUCCUCAGCCAUAUCUGCGUCAUCCACAACAUCAGCCACAUCAAGAACAAAUACGCCGCAUAAAACAUCUUCACUGUUGGCCAAGCCGAUAAUGCUGUUAAAAACGGCUUCAAAUUAAAACCUAACGUAUAGAGCAGGAGGACUAGAAGUAGGAGGUUGAGGUGUGGAGUAGUAAAAUAAAACAAACAUAGGAGCGAAAUCCAAUCAUUUUUACAAAAUGCAAAACGAUAAGCAAUGGAUGUUGAAACAAACAAACAAACAAAUAAAACAAAAAAAGUGUAAAAGAAAUUAGCAAAAAAAAAAAAGAAAAUAGCAACAAAUUUAAAACAAACCACAAAACACAAUACAAUAUAGAAAAAUUAUUUAAAUUUAAAUUUUUAUUUAGAACAAAUUUAGUUCAAAACAAAACAAAAAUCAUCAUUAUCAUUAAUAACAACAAAAAUGAAAAUAAAAACCACUACUUUAAUUAUAAAAAACAAAAGAAAACUAAAAAAUAUUUAGCGUAAUUCUUAAAAAAAAAAACAAAAAACCAUAAAAUAAAUAAUUUAUUUACACUUUACUACAUUUAUAAGUUGGUAAUAAUAAAUAAAUAUUAAACUAAUUAUAAAAAUAAAAUAAACCUAAAACUCUAUAUUAUUAUUAUACGUUUAGAUAGUCUCAAUUGAAAUAAAAUUAAUUAUUAAAUAAAUAAUAUAUAAAAAAAAAAAAUAAAUUUAAAUAUAAAUUAAACAAAACAAAACCAAGUAAUUAUAUUAUAAUAUUAUACAAAUCUAGAAGUAUUUAAACAGAAAUUAAAUUUAAAUUUAAAGCAUUAAAAUAAAACCAAGCUAGAGAAAGUAAACUAAAAAAUUUAAACUAAAUUUUAAGCAAUUUAGUGAAAAUUUAGCAAAAAAUAAACUAAAAACUAUUGAAAGAAAUUUACAUAAAAUACAUUAGUAAUUUAAACAAAACAACAGCAACAUCUACAACAACAACUACUACUACUACUAUUAAUUAAAAUAAUAAUAAAAAUUACACAUAAUUUAACAAGUAAGACAAUUGUAGUUAUAAACAAAAAAACAAAAUGUAACAUUUAAAGAAACAUUUUCGUUUGUUUUAUUUUUUAAAAAAAAUUCUCUGUUUUUAGUUCCCUUUAUUUUCCUCAUAAACAAUACACAUUGUAAAAAAAAUUACCACAACUUAAAUAAUUAAUAUAAAUUUAAAUUAUAAAAGAAACUUUAUUAUAAAAGAAAAAAACCAGCAAACAAACAAAAAAAAAAAAAACAAUGCAUAUACUAUUUAAUUAUAAUUAAUUUAAAUUUAUCCCUAAACAUACAACAACAUACUUAUUAAUCUAAUUUAUUUAAUUUAUAAUUAAUUUAAUUUAAAACAAAACAAAAAAACACACUACAACAACACAAACAAGAAAUUGCUCUACACAGUUUUAUUCAAAUAAUAAUUACUCAAUCCUGGUAAUAAUUGUCUUCAUCUUAAACAAAAUUACAAAUUAAAAUAUUUCAAAAAUUAUCGAUAUAAAAUUUUUAUUAUAAAAACAGUUAUGCUAAAAACACAUUAUUUUUAAUUUUUUUUUUUCUGAAUUUAAUUGAAUUUAUUUAAUAUUAUUUUUCUUUUUUUUUUAAUUCUAUACAAUUAUAUAUUUUAAAGCGAAAUUUGUAUUUUUAUUUUUUAUGUUUUUCUUUCAUUCUUGGUUGAGUAGUUUUAUUUAAGUUUACUUUAAACAAAAGACUUUAAAUUUGAAAUAUUAUAUUUUAAAAAACAAAAUUGUAUAAAAGAAAAUACUAUUGUUAUUUAUCGCAAACAAACACAACAUUUAUGUCAUCAUUAAAAUAAAAAAGGUGAGACCUUUUUUCUUUCUAAAUUUAAAACAAAAAAAAUCAGCUAAAAAAUUUCAUUUAAAUAAAAACCUUAUUAAAUAAAAUAUUUUUUAAAAAAAAAUUCAAA
Molecule: messenger RNA, 5393 nt
Organism: Calliphora vicina (urban bluebottle blowfly)
Lineage: Eukaryota; Metazoa; Arthropoda; Insecta; Diptera; Calliphoridae
Gene: Pdk1
Product: Phosphoinositide-dependent kinase 1
Exons: 6
Coding region: 748-3570 (940 amino acids)
Biological process (GO): intracellular signal transduction; peptidyl-serine phosphorylation
Molecular function (GO): ATP binding; protein serine/threonine kinase activity
Source: RefSeq, a predicted model, not a curated record